Molecule: messenger RNA, 704 nt
Organism: Caenorhabditis elegans
Lineage: Eukaryota; Metazoa; Nematoda; Chromadorea; Rhabditida; Rhabditidae
Gene: manf-1
Product: Mesencephalic astrocyte-derived neurotrophic factor homolog
Exons: 4
Coding region: 4-510 (168 amino acids)
Cellular component (GO): endoplasmic reticulum lumen; extracellular region
Source: RefSeq, marked reviewed
CAGAUGAGCCGACUCGUCCUUCUCAUCUCCCUGGUGAUUGUCGUCGCCUCGGCUGCUGCUCCACAAUGUGAAGUCUGCAAAAAGGUUCUGGACGAUGUGAUGGCAAAAGUGCCGGCCGGCGACAAAUCCAAGCCAGAUGCCAUCGGAAAAGUGAUCAGAGAGCAUUGUGAGACCACUCGCAACAAGGAGAACAAAUUUUGCUUCUACAUCGGCGCACUCCCAGAAUCGGCCACUUCCAUCAUGAACGAGGUCACCAAGCCGCUCAGUUGGUCGAUGCCAACGGAAAAAGUCUGUUUGGAGAAGCUCAAGGGCAAGGAUGCUCAGAUUUGUGAGCUUAAAUACGACAAGCCACUCGACUGGAAGACGAUCGAUUUGAAGAAAAUGCGCGUGAAAGAGCUGAAAAACAUUCUCGGCGAGUGGGGAGAGGUGUGCAAGGGAUGCACCGAGAAGGCCGAGCUCAUCAAGCGCAUCGAGGAGCUUAAGCCGAAAUAUGUCAAAGAAGAGCUGUGAUUUUUUUUUCAUGCCGUUCUACAUGUGAUAAUCGUGUUUUUAGCGUGUGUGUUUUUAUUGCAAUUUUACUUGUUGAAAUCUAUUUUUUAUUAAUAAUAAUUUAUUUAUUGAUUUCCCCCCCCCCCCUUAAUUUUUUCGUGUUUCAUCAUCAUCUUCCUCCCACUGGUCUGGUCAAAUGAAGCUUUUUUCCCUGA